Molecule: messenger RNA, 1638 nt
Organism: Aspergillus wentii DTO 134E9
Lineage: Eukaryota; Fungi; Ascomycota; Eurotiomycetes; Eurotiales; Aspergillaceae
Product: putative endosome-associated ubiquitin isopeptidase (AmsH)
Exons: 2
Coding region: 1-1638 (545 amino acids)
Biological process (GO): protein K63-linked deubiquitination
Cellular component (GO): endosome; membrane
Molecular function (GO): metal-dependent deubiquitinase activity; protein binding; K63-linked deubiquitinase activity
Source: RefSeq, a predicted model, not a curated record
AUGGCUUCCAAUCUGCCUGCUUCUGUGGGCGCGGGGGCCUCACCCCCUCAGAGCGUUGAGGCGAUCACUCGAUCAGCCCAGGAUUAUGAAUAUAACCCGCAUAUCCCACUUAAAUACUGGCUGAGGACAGCCGCAACGCUCAUUCGAGAGGCCCGCAUUUACGAACGAGAAGGACACGAUGAGCAAACCUAUCUUUUACUAUUCAGAUACGCCCGGCUCGUGCUGGUUAAUCUUUCUGAGCACCCCGAUUCGAAGGAGGAACACAACCGCAAGGGUCUGGUGGAAGCAGAGAAGGAGGUCAAAAUAAGUCUUAAAAAGCUGGAGGAGCUGAAACCACGAAUCAAUAAACGGUACGAGCGUUAUACUCAGUUGAUGCGGGAUCGUCAGUCUCGAAAACUGCCUCCUGCUACAAGCAUUGCUCCUUCUAUUCACAGACAACCUCAUGACCCCGCAUUGGCGGGCGUUGCCGAACCGUUGGAAGCUGGCGAGAAUAAGGAUCUGGCAGUUAGACUGGCACGAACAGAAAUUAGUCGAAGGGCGACAGUUAAAAAGGCAAUACGACAAGCUGGGAUAUCGCCAGAAGAGGAACACAGCCGACGUACCGCGGGCGUAUGGGGCGACUGGGAAAAUGCUUUUGACCGCGACGAACGAAAAACCGAUGAUGACCUGAGUAAACGAAUCCAAGAAGUGAAAGUCAACAUGGACAGUGCGCAAGCUGAGAAUUACCGUCAACAAAAGUCCACGAAACCUACUGGGCCGCAGCCUAUUGUGCCCUCUUCUGGGUCAGCUUACAAGUACCCAACCGUGCCCCGACAAAGACCGUUGGUUCCUGCUACACCAACAGUAGACCAAUGCGACGAAAGCUAUACUCGUUCCGAGCCUCCGCUUCUGCCUCCAAAAGAAGGGUUUGAGAGCAACGGGCUUAUUGGCUUGGAUGGCCCACCGCCACGUCCGAGCAAGUUAUCACCAUCGCCAGCACCAGCUGUUCCGGAUAAGGUACCAACACCGGUAAAUGGAGAAUCCUCGCACCCAGACCUAGAUCCAUCCAGUUUUACUUUCAAACCAUCUGCUUAUCUCGAGAACGGUACCCCCCUUCGUACCGUCUUUCUUCCCCCUGAUCUACGAUCACGCUUUCUGUCACUGGCUAGCUCCAACACACGCCAAAACCUAGAGACAUGUGGUAUACUCUGUGGAACUCUGAUCUCGAACGCCCUAUUCGUCUCCAGGCUGCUUAUCCCAGAGCAGACAUCGACAUCGGAUACUUGUGAGACUGUGAACGAGUCGGCGAUUUUUGACUACUGCGACAAGGAGGAUUUGAUGGUGCUGGGCUGGAUUCACACUCACCCAAGCCAGACUUGUUUCAUGAGCUCGAGAGAUUUGCACACCCACUGCGGGUACCAAGUGAUGUUGCCUGAGAGCAUCGCGAUUGUGUGCGCCCCAAGUAAGACACCUGACUGGGGUGUGUUCCGAUUGACGGAUCCGCCAGGGCUGAAAACUGUGCUCAACUGCACCCAGCCUGGUCUGUUCCAUCCACAUGCAGAGUCGAAUGUAUAUACGGAUGCACUGAGACCAGGCCAUGUCUUCGAAGCCAAGGGGCUGGAAUUUGAGACGGUCGACCAGCGUUCAAAGGGUUGCUAA